Penicillium griseofulvum is the source of this 1728-nucleotide messenger RNA. Its product is annotated as putative general amino acid permease (Agp2). The record is from RefSeq and is a predicted model, not a curated record. The coding region runs from base 1 to 1728 and encodes 575 amino acids. Gene Ontology annotation, cellular component: membrane. Gene Ontology annotation, molecular function: amino acid transmembrane transporter activity. The transcript is spliced from 7 exons. Lineage: Eukaryota; Fungi; Ascomycota; Eurotiomycetes; Eurotiales; Aspergillaceae. Gene Ontology annotation, biological process: amino acid transmembrane transport.
AUGCUACUGAUUCGCUCUUUCCUGGACAAAGACCCUCAAAAUGUCACAUUCUCCCAACUCGGGAGCGCAGAGCCCACUCGACUCUCUGAUCCCGAAUUGAAGCCUACUAAGAUGGACAAAGCGAUGGAAGUCACCGAGAAGGACUCAUCCAGCGCCAAUCGUAUACCCUCAGUCGAUAGCGGGUCAAUGGAAUCUACAUAUGAUCAUACCCAUCGCAAGCUCAAGCCCCGCCAUGUACAAUUGAUCGGAAUUGGAGGAACCAUUGGCACCGCGCUGUAUGUUCAGAUCGGAUCUGGACUGCGGACCAGUGGUCCCGGCAGUUUAUUCAUUGGAUUCAGUCUUUGCAUGGAUGGCUUGGCUGAAAUGGUCACGUACCUACCUAUCUCUUCGCCAUUCAUCCGAUUCGCUGGCCGUUACGUCGAUGAAGCUUUAGGUGUUGCUGCUGGAUACAACUUCUUUAUUUUCGAAGCCGCCCUGGUUCCUUUUGAGAUUGUCGCCGUCAGCUUGAUUAUUAGAUAUUGGACCGAUGUGAUUCCCGUUGCAGCCAUGAAUGUGGUUAUCAUCGUACUUUAUGGAGCACUGAAUCUCUUUGCUGUGAAAUGGUAUGGGGAAGCAGAAUUCUGGCUCUCACUAGGUAAGGUUUUGUUGAGCAUAGGCCUGAUCUUCUACACAUUCGUCGUCAUGCUGGGCGGCAACCCGCUCGGCGAUCGGUUUGGCUUUCGCUACUGGAACGAACCAGGUGCCUUCAACGAGUUCUACAAAACAGGCGAUACCGGCAGGUUCCUCGGUGUUCUUGCAGCUGUCAUCACAGCCAGUUUCACGAUCGCCGGUCCAGAUUAUGUCUCCAUGGCCGCUGGUGAGACCGUUAAUCCGCGUAAGGUGCUUCCCAAGGCCUUCAACGGUGUCUUCUACCGUCUCACGGCAUUCUUCGUUCUGGGUGUUCUCUGCGUCGGCAUUCUUGUCCCGUAUAACGAUAAAACCAUGGCCGAUGCUUUCGACAAUGGUAAGCCUGGAGCUGCUGCCUCGCCCUACGUCAUCUCCAUGGAUCGCCUGAAGAUCCCCAUCCUGCCAGACAUUGUCAACGCCGUCAUUCUCACUGCUUCAUUCAGUGCGGGCAACAGUUACAUGUACUGCGCCAGUCGCAGUCUCUAUGGUCUAGCGCUUGAAGGCAAAGCCCCGAAACUCUUCACCAAGUGCACGAAAAAUGGUGUUCCUAUCUACUGUGUGGGCGUGGUUCUCAUCGUCGGCCUCUUGAGUUUCUUGCAGGUAUCCAACGGCGCAUCAGUCGUGCUAAACUGGUUUGUCAAUCUGGUCACCGCCUCCCAGCUCAUCAACUUCUCCGUGAUUACUUUCACCUUUAUCCGCUUCAAGAAAGCUCUCGACGUCCAAGGGAUUGCCCGAGAAACCUUGCCAUACCGCAGCUGGUUUCAGCCAUACAUCGCCUAUUUUGCUUGCACCUGCACCACGCUCAUGGCUUUCGUCGGUGGUUACACCGUCUUCCUUCCCGGCAAAUGGUCCAUCCCGACAUUCCUCUUCUCCUACACCAUGAUCGGUGUCUUCCCCGUUAUCUACUUCGGGUGGAAAUUGUUCCACGGGACCAAGUUACUUAAACCAGAGGAAGUUGAUCUGGUCACUGGUGUCCCUGAGAUUGAGGAGUAUACUAAAGACUUUGUGGAGGUGCCGCCGAAGAAUCUUGCACAUAAGUGGUUCCGGAUUAUCUUUGAAUAA